CCUUGUGACAAAAAGUAGGCGAAAGGCAAAUGAAAUUUGUUGUUAUUUUUAGUUUCAAUACGACAAUUUCCAAAGUAGUAGUUGAAAAAUUUUUAGUUAGUUCAAAGGAUAUCCAAAGUUAUAGCCAUGGAACUCCGACGUUUGCAUCCGCUUUUACGUCUGCCAUUUCGUCCACUUCUGACCUUUUGCCGAAAGAUAAAUCUCUAUGACGAUGAAAUGGAGCAGGUGGCUCGACCCGAUUGGCAUCUCGUUAUGGAUGGAAGACACAAUAAGGGUCUUGCCUUCUCGAUUGAGGAACGGCAACGUCUCGGCAUUUUGGGUUUAAUGCCGUGCACCGUGCGAUCUAUGGAAAACCAGAUGAAGGCGGCUGCUACCAACUUUAAGGCCAGAACUUCUCCUAUUGCCCAGUUUUCCUAUCUGAAUGCAGUUCAUCAUCGACACAGGCGUCUUUACUAUCGUUUCGUUAGGGAGAACAUCGAAGAGGCACUGCCCAUUGUUUAUACCCCAACGGUGGGUGAUGUGGUUGCCACCUAUGGAUUGAACUUCCAGCAUGCCUCAAGUAUGUUCAUUAGCAUUUACGACAAAGGUCAUAUCAAGGAUGUGCUGCACAAUUGGAUCGAAAACGAUGUGAAAGCCAUAUGUGUGACAGAUGGUGGAAGGGUUCUGGGCUUGGGUGAUAUGGGAGCCAAUGCCAUGGGCAUUAGUUUGGGUAAAAUGGUCUUGUACACGGCACUAGGUGGCAUUCCACCAAGUUCCCUAUUGCCCGUUUGCCUGGAUGUGGGCACGGAUAAUGAAAAUCUGCUGCAGGAUCCUCUCUAUGUGGGUGCACGGAUUCCCAGGGUUAAGGGUGCAGAGUACGAUGAACUGGUGGAUGAGUUCAUGCAGGCGGCCAUAAAAUGUUUCGGACCCCAUACCUUUAUUCAUUUCGAGGACUUUGCCACGCCGAAUGCCCUGAAGUUCUUGGAUAAGUAUCAGUACAAAUACUGUUGCUUCAACGAUGACAUCCAGGGAACUGGUGCCACUGGCCUGGCGGCAUUCAUCAAUGUGGAACGCAUAACGGGGAUUAAGUUGGAGGAUACUGUGUUCGUGUUCGUGGGUGCAGGGAGUGCUUCUCUGGGUAUAGCCAAUAUGCUGAUAAUGGAACUGGAAGUUAGGGGCUUGUCACCUGAGGAGGCAACCAAAAAUGUUUAUCUCAUGGAUGCCAACGGCGUGGUGACGGAGGAUAGUCCAAAUCCACCGGCGCAAGCCAAGAGAUUUUUGAAAUCCAUGGAACCUAUCAAGGAUCUCAUGUCAGUGCUGGAUAAGCUUAAGCCUUCUGUACUUGUUGGAGCCACUGGUGUUGGCGGAAUUUUCACUGAAGAAGUGCUGAAAACUAUGGCUAAGAACCAUGAACGUCCAGCGGUCUUUGCCCUCUCGAAUCCAACCUCUAAUUCGGAGUGCACCGCCGAAGAGGCCUUCACACACACUGAGGGUCGCGUUCUCUUCGGUUCCGGUUCACCUUUUCCUCCCGUGGUGAUCAAUGGCAAGCGGUUCACCCCUACGCAGGCCAACAACUGCUUAACUUUUCCUGGCAUCGCAUUGGCUGCCAUUGUUACCAAGGCAAAGCACCUGCCUAAUGAAGUAUUUUCCGUUGUGUCCCAUGAGCUGGCCAACAACACUACAGAGGAGCAACUGGAGCAAGGCACCCUGUUUCCAACCAUCAAAGAUGCCAGCCAGGUGGCCUUCAAUGUGGGCGUAGCCACGGCUCAAUAUCUGUUUGAUAAUGAUCUUUCCAAUUUCAAUCCCAAGCCCGAAGAUGUCUGUGAAUUUGUGAAGAAAUCCCAGUACUCCUUCGAGUACCGCAACUCCCUGUCACCCACUUGGACUUACCCAAAGCAACCACAGGCACCGAAAACGAAACCUAAACCUGAGCCCGAACCCAAGGAGGAGAAGGAAAAGUGAACUUGAACGGAUUUCUUUGUAUUUUUAUGAAUGUUACUGACUUGUUUUUAAGCUGAAAAAGAAACUUGUGUAAUUAGUUGGAAAAACAAAAA
This is a messenger RNA of Drosophila eugracilis, 2033 nucleotides long. Its product is annotated as NADP-dependent malic enzyme. Bases 127 to 1941 code for a protein of 604 amino acids. Gene Ontology annotation, molecular function: malate dehydrogenase (decarboxylating) (NAD+) activity; NAD binding; malate dehydrogenase (decarboxylating) (NADP+) activity. The record is from RefSeq and is a predicted model, not a curated record. Gene Ontology annotation, biological process: malate metabolic process; pyruvate metabolic process. NCBI's taxonomy places the organism in Eukaryota, Metazoa, Arthropoda, Insecta, Diptera, Drosophilidae. The transcript is spliced from 4 exons. Gene Ontology annotation, cellular component: mitochondrion.